UAUAAAUAUUUAUACAUCAAAAUCCAAAAAUUUUAAAAUGUUUGCCAUACGCCGGACACUUAAAAUGGUCAGUCGAUCUCAAGCAAAAUUGCUGCCCGUCGCUUUCAAAGCAAACUUCUCUGCCAGCGCCGUAAUGACCGAAAAGAUAUGCGCCGGACCCGUGGUUGAUGUGCUUGGAGAUGAGAUGACCCGCAUUCUUUGGGAUUCCAUCAAGGAGAAGCUUAUUCUACCCUACCUGGACAUUGAGUUGCACACAUUCGAUUUGGGCAUCGAGAACCGUGACCAGACCGAUGAUCAGGUGACCAUCGAUUGUGCCGAGGCCAUCAAGAAGUACAAUGUGGGCGUCAAGUGUGCCACAAUUACGCCUGAUGAGAAGCGUGUCGAGGAGUUCAACCUGAAGAAGAUGUGGAAGUCGCCCAAUGGCACCAUACGCAAUAUUCUCGGCGGCACUGUGUUCCGUGAAGCAAUCAUUUGCAAGAAUGUGCCACGUUUGGUUACCGGCUGGAAGAAUCCUAUUGUCAUUGGCCGUCACGCCCAUGGCGAUCAGUACAGGGCUGUUGACUUUAAAGUGCCCGGUCCAGGCAAGCUGACGCUGACCUGGACGGGCAAUGAUGGUGAGGUCAUUGAGGAGGUCGUCAAUGACUUUGAGGGACCUGGUAUUGCUCUCGGCAUGUUCAACACAGACGCUUCUAUUGUGGACUUUGCCAACGCUUCCUUCAAGUACGCCUUGGACCGCAAGAUGCCACUGUAUUUGAGCACCAAGAACACAGUUCUAAAGAAGUACGAUGGACGCUUUAAGGAUAUCUUUGCUGAUCUGUACGAGAAGACCUACAAGGCGGACUACGAGGCUAAUAAAAUCUGGUAUGAGCAUAGGUUAAUCGAUGAUAUGGUCGCCUAUUGCAUGAAAUCCGAAGGUGGUUUCGUUUGGACUUGUAAGAACUAUGAUGGCGAUGUUCAUUCCGAUUCCGUUGCCCAAGGCUUUGGCUCUCUGGGCAUGAUGACAUCCGUGCUGAUGUGUCCCGAUGGCAAGACCGUUGAGUCGGAGACUGCCCACGGCACGGUCACCCGUCACUAUCGUUUUUAUAAGGAGGGCAAGGAGACCUCCACCAAUCCCAUUGCUUCGAUCUUUGCCUGGACACGUGGUCUGCUCCAUCGCGCCAAGCUGGACGACAAUGAGCCCCUGAAGAACUUUGCCGAGACACUUGAACAGGUAUGCAUUGACACCAUCGAGUGCGGUAUCAUGACCAAGGAUCUGGCCAUUUGCAUCAAGGGUGGCAUCAGUGCUGUCAAACGCGAGGACUACCAGGAGACCUUUGAGUUUAUGGAAUCGCUAUCCAAUAAUCUGCAGACUGCUCUGGAAACUGGCAACAAGAAGACACAGUGAUAUUCCAAAUCUAGCAAACACAUUUUUUAUUUAUUUAUCCAUAUUGCCAUUCUUCACUCAUAUGCGAUCUGAAUUUUCGUGUUCAUUUGGACCUACAGUUUCAGCUAUGUAAAUCCAUCAGAAUUAUUGAAAUAAAAUUAUUUUAAUGUCAA
Drosophila innubila is the source of this 1536-nucleotide messenger RNA. RefSeq names its product isocitrate dehydrogenase [NADP] cytoplasmic-like. Bases 38 to 1384 code for a protein of 448 amino acids. NCBI's taxonomy places the organism in Eukaryota, Metazoa, Arthropoda, Insecta, Diptera, Drosophilidae. Gene Ontology annotation, cellular component: cytosol; mitochondrion; peroxisome. Gene Ontology annotation, molecular function: isocitrate dehydrogenase (NADP+) activity; NAD binding; magnesium ion binding. The transcript has a single exon. Gene Ontology annotation, biological process: isocitrate metabolic process. The record is from RefSeq and is a predicted model, not a curated record.